AUGCCAAAUGAGAACAAUUCCACGCAAAACGAAGCGUUAUUCUACGAAGCACACAUGCUACGAGAAAUUCUAAGGAUAAACGAGUUGAUGAUGAAACAGGCUUCCUUGAACGAAGAAUUCCAUGGUAAUACUAAAGUUUCGCCGAAGAGUUGCACCAAGAAUUCCACGAACCAAAGUAAUUGUUCUGUAGAAAAAUUUGUCGACGAAACACACGAAAUACAUUUUCAAAUGACAUCGAGUGUCUCUUCGCUGCAAGAGGAAGAUGUUUCUUCAAGUACCACUGUGUUUAAGAUAGAUUCAAAGACAUCUUUCAAGAAAACAGUAUCCGGAAGUAAUCAAUUUUCUGAAUCCGUUAAUUCUUCGAGAAAAGUCACAUCUCCUAAACAUUCUUUGGAUAAAGGUAAUCAGCUCUUCGAAACAAGCGUGGAAAUUAAUGUUGGAUUAGGCCUUCUCGAUCCAACGACGCGAGAAAACUGCGUUGGUUCUUCUUUGCAGGAAGAAGAUAAAGUUUUUUCGAAAAGAAUACGAAAUGUAGAGGAUAGAGCUAUUGGAGGUACGCUUUUCAGUUAUCCUUUGGAAUUAGUGGAAAUUUUCUCGAAUAAGAAAGGAAGAAGCAGUGAGAAUAAUUUAGAUACAGGACUCGAUAUAAAUCAACAAACGUGUUCGAUGAGAGUUCUUCCAAAGCAAGAUGACGAAGAGUUUAGUAUCGUACCCGAGAAAAAUCAGAUUCCAUCGAAGAUAAAGUUGAAUAUAUCGAAGAAAGAAAUGCAAACGAUCGAUAGGAAAAACGUGGGAAGCGUCAGGCGUGGUGAUAAUGUUGAGCAAAUUUCUCGGAAAAGAUACACGCAGGAAAGUGGUCAGGACAGUGAUGAUCCGCAGAAGAAAAGCAACAAAACAAAUUGUUUGAAUAAUGGAAGUUCCCAGAAAGGAUGUAAACAGGAAAAUGUAAUCAGUGGAGAUUUACAGGAAAGUCAUGGGCCAAAGAAAGAUGAAACUAGUGAAAAUUUUCAGGCAAAAUAUACGCAUGAAAAUUGUCGAAUGAAUGAAAAUUUCGAGAAAGAAUGCGCUGCACAUAAUGUUCUAGUUAGUGGAGAUUUUCGAAAAAAAAACAUACAUGACAAUGGUCUAAUUGACGCAGAUUUGCAGAAAGAAUACAUACAAGAAAAUAAUCAAACUAACGAAGGUUUUCAGAAAAGAUGUAGGCAAGAAAAUAGUAUAGCUGGUGGAGUUUCCAAGAAAAAUAUGUCAGAAAAUAUCGCGUUUAAAUCACCCGAAGACCGGGAAAAUCGUAUUGUUAACACAAGUGGCGCAGAAAUUGGAAUAAUGCAAAUGAAUGGACAAAAUUACUUAGACGAAGAUUCUGCAUCUACGUCGGAAAAGAUUCAAACUAAUCACGAUGUAAAUUUGAUUAGAAUCUUCGAUGCGAUUGAAAAAUCGUGUAUAGAGGAAAAGAUUGAGAAAAGAAACGUAGAGAAUGAUAUCGACAAAUUUGAAGUGUCUAACGAUACGCAAAAACAUAACGCGAGACAGUCUAUUCGUUCGAAAUCGUUCAGUCUAAAUCAUCUGUCUACUUUCGAAAAUGACGUCGAAGUAUUAAAAUUACAAAAAUCGUUUGUCGAAGGUGACGAUCCUAACACCAUCGAAGACGUACAUUCUUUGGAAUGUAACAAAGAUAUGCGUAAUAUUGUUUCAUCGGAAGAGGAGGAUUUAUCAGCAAGAAACGAAGAAAAUAACGAUGAUAAAUCAAAUAAUAUUCAUUCAAUUCCUGCUCUGUCAAGAGUGACAAAAAGUCACGAUCUUUUUGCUAAUGAAAAUUGCUGCAAAUUCUUGAGUUCCAGUUCUUCAAAGAGCACUGAAUUAACAAAUGAUGCAACAACAGAGACUGGAGAAAAAAACGUUUUAAUUGAGGAAGAAACUUCCGAAGAAAAGCAUCGAGACGUCGUUGAUUCAAUUCCUCUGUCACAGAAUUUGAAUAAUACAGAAAAAUUCUGUACGAAGAAUGGCAACCUCGAUGCCAGUGAAAACUCAGAUUUCUCGAAACUUCAUGAGUCUAUCGUUAACGUUGACUCUGCACAUGUGGAUGUUUCGUCCACAUUUGAGAAGGAAGAUCAAAAUGUGAAAGGAAAAUGUCAAAAAAAUAAUUUGAAGAUCGAUCCGCGCAAAUUAGACGCAUUUGGUGACAGUGCCAAUAAACAGCUUUCCAUGAACUCGAACGAAAGCAAAGCUUCGGAAACAACGUUGCAGCAUAACGAAUCUAAGGAUCUCGGAGAUUCAAGAAAUUUAUCAUCCUCAGAAAGCAUAAAUCAUUCGAAAGAAAAAUCAAAUCUUCAAGGAAAAGAUGCGGACGUAGACUCGUCGAAAGAGAACAAACUCAAGACAAUCGCUGAGAAGCAAGAAAAUCAGAAAAGUAAUGAUACCGAUAAGGAUGUAACUGUCGACGAUAAAAAUUUGUCGUGUAGCGAAACUGUUCCAUCGUCGAUAAUCAACGACAAAGAUAUAGAGGAACGAGAUUCUGCAGAUUUUGAUAAGGAAAUUACGAGAAUCGCGAUUAACGAUAACAAUGAUGAAAUAGCUAUGCGAAAAUCGAAACGAGAUAGUAUCAAUUACGAGGAUAUGAACGUAUGUAAAAUGUUGACGAAGAUUCACGAGAGUUUGACGAGCAAUUGGCAACGAAUGGGACGGCUUCGGAUGAGAUUAGAAGUCCCAAUUUCGAUAGAAUCUGUCAAUCCGACGUUGAUGUUACAAUUACUGGACAAAACCAUCACUAGGUGCAAGAUUUACAUUCACGAUUCGAACGAUAGCCACGAAGCUGAAUUGCAAAUGGCUAACCUACUGGCGAAACACGUUGCCCGGAUGAUAAAAAUUGUAAAAAUUCUUACGAUAACUUUAAAAAAUCAAGAACGACGCGUCGACCAAAUGCAAUUAGAAUUACUUCAAAAGCGUUAUGUUAAUAAAAAAAGGUUUAUUUUGAACGAAACGAUUUUAAUUUCAAGAUAUUGGGUGGCAGAAAUAUUUUGUUACAUCGAAUAUAUUUCACGUUUGGUGAAACAAGUAAUGUUCGAGAACGAAGAGAAAGAAAAUGUUAAAAGUUUAGAAAGACGUAAAAUGCCACGUCGUAUAGUAAACAGCUCUUCUAUUAAUGACGCCAAACAAACAACUGGUACUGUUCGCACAGGAAAUAUAAAAUCAGAGCUUGUGAAAAAGGAAAGCACUGUGGAGACUCAAAUGUCGGUAGUUUCGAAUUCCGUGAAUUCUUUGAAACAGUGCAAUUUCACGAAACGCUUAAGCCCUGGAAGAUGUGUGGAAAAAGAAAAGCAUCUGUAUGAAGCGCAGACAACUGUUACCGAUAAAAAAAUGGCCGACAAUUAUCGCCAUGCAGAGAAAGGGGAACUACCAAAAAAGAUAGCGUUGAGUACGAAUUCAAAUCAGUGCAAACAAUCGAUGUCUCGUCAGAAGCAACGUGCUUCUAGUAAUCAACAACCAGCUUGGAGGCCAGGAGGUGCGGUCAAAAUUCCUAUUUUUAACAGUGCAACCACGUUGAGCCAGAAAACUCGUCCAGCGAUACAUGUCAGAGAAAAAACGUAUCCGGAAAAUGCAAAGACGUCUGCGCAUAAACGAGGAGCUUCGAUGGACCAUAUACUUGUAAAGACAAAUCUUACGAAUGUCGAGAAAACUAUAGACGAUAACGGGAAACGAACGACGAAGAUGUCCAAUCACAUCCAAGAAGAGAAACAUGGACGAGUAGGAAACGAAUUUAAGAAGAAACCGUCUACCGAGGUAUAUCCACACAAAGAUACUGUUCCUAAACUGACCAUUAACAUUUUAAAAACGACAGGCAAAAGAAGUAGCACAAGCUUGAAGGCUAGUCCCAGAGCGAAAUCAAAACCGAAAACAUUGCGACAUCCAUCAAAAAAAUUUAGUGAAUCGGAAAGGACUGCCUGGGGCAUAAAAAAUUACACUAACGCGUCAGUGUGUGACAUUAUUAAUAAAAGAAUCACAAGAGAAUCGGAAAUUCUUCGAGCACUCGAAAAAAUUAUUAAAGCUACGCCAGAAAAGAACAAAGGAAAAUAUGUUGAGAAACCAACGUACUGUUAUAAAAAUCAAGCUCAAGGGGAAACAAACGAUGUUUUCAAACAACCGAAUGAACCGAUCGCAGUUAAAGAAGAAAUGAAGAUUAACGAGGAGGAGCCUACGAGGGAUAUCGAUUUUGAGCAAUAUAAAAAAUGUCAGUUAAACGAAGUACAGUUGAAGGAAAAGUUUCAAGAAGAUCAUCAGAUAGCGAAGAACUUUUCAGAGAAUCUUCCUGAAAAUCUUUCGAUACCAAUUAUGCCAAAAAAUGUUAUUCCUGUUCUAAAUACGAGCGUUGAAGAAAAUACUAAAAAUGUUGCAACAAACGAACAUUUCGAACAUUUCCAGUCAAAAGCUCAGUCAAGCGUUGCUUUAGGAACUACUACGAGUUGUAUUGUGGAUAUUAAUUCGAGCUCAGUUGAUAGUAUCAAAAUAGAAGCUACGAAAUCUUGUCAAACUUCUUCCAACGCUAUUUCUUCGCCAGAUGUUUCAGAACUAAAACAAAAAAGAGAAAAAUCCAAAGAGAACGACACUUGUCAAGAGAAUAACACUUUCUUCCUCGAUAAUAACAGAAAGCGACAGAAAUGUGAUAGUACGGGGUCGAAGAUCCUGAAUAAUCCAUCGAUUAUGAAAAAGGAGAAAACGAGAAUAAACUCUCAUGCAGUAUCAUUGAGCAUGUUAAAGGAAUUCCUUUGUGAUCAGGGUAUCGACGUUGAUUUGGUAAAUAAAGCUGAAAGAUAUCUAAAGGAUAAACAGAAAACUUGCAAAAGUUUAAAAAAGAAAUCUAUCAGCUUCGCGGAUGUACCUUCUUACAUAGAACAUAAUCGACAUUUUGAAAAAAAGACGAUUUUGAAGGAAGAGCAUUCUUGGGAGGAGAAAUUGGACAAAAAUAUUGAAGAAGAUAUUGAGAAGGAUUUAAGAAAAACUAUCGGAAAAUCUGAAACUUUUAUUAACGAUGAGGAGAAUUUAAAUGAAGUUCCUUUGCCAAAAACGAAAGAUAUUGCUACGUGUACAAUUAUAAACAAUAACGACGCCUAUUCUCAAACGGUUAUCCAUUGUAAGAUAUCCAAAUGUUUGCAGUCUACUCCUGAGAAGGACGCUUUAACGUCGAUAGAAUUGCAAGCUACGGGGACGCAAACGGAAGUGGAAGGAAGAAACGCGUGUUCAAUGACAGAGUCGCUUAACUGCAGUUCCCCAAAAGCGUUAGGAAAGUCGUAUGUUUGCAAGUCUGUAACUAUCGAACAUGUAACUGAACUUAAGAAGAAAGAUGUAGGAUCGAAAAUGCAUAAAGACUCAGAAAAUUCCAAAUCACAAAACGAUUUGCACAAAGAUUCCAAAAAUGUUUCUACAAAAUCUAUCGAUAUAGAGUCUACAGACAUUGAAGAGACGAAUAAAAUUGAGAAACAUUCAUCGAAAGAGUGUUCUCGAGCGUUUGAAAAUUUAUUAAAUCAGAUGCGCGAGGAAUAUAAUGAAUCUUUACCGAAUUAUAAAAAGGAUGACGCGUUGGAUGAACUACGUUUCAACGAAUCGAAAAUAUCAUUAACAUCCAACAGUUCGUCUAUGAUAAUUAAGGGAGAAAGUAAAGAGGAAGGUCAGUCUCCUGUUAAAAUAGUUUCCAGUGGAAUAGUAGCUGCCCUUCAAGUGGCCGUCAUCAGAGCUCGGAACGUGUACAAAGCCCUUGACAUCUAUAAACGAAGAUUAAGCAACAAUCUGAAGAAACGACAUAAAGAAUCGAGACGAAAAGAGAAGAUAAGCAAAGUUUGUAAAACGUGCGAGGAGGAAUCGAAAAACGUGUCGAGAAGCAGCAGCGUGGUGAAGAUCAUUUUGCAAAAAAGAGACGACAGUAGAAACGCCGUUAUCGAAGUAUUUAAGGAUCUCAGACAAGCGGAAGUUACAUCAGCGUUAAGCGAAAUAUGCUUGGAUCGUCAUAGCGAUGUCAACAGCGAAUCUGAAGAAGACAGUUUUGAGUCUGUUGUUAAUUUAUCAACGAGUACUUCCUUCAGUGAAGUCAGUUUUAAAACAGUCGACCUGGGAAUUCCGAAAAGGUCGUCCAGCAGCGUUGUUUUAAGAGACGUGGGAUCUUUGAUGGGAUUUUUGAUAAGCAAGAUCGAUGAUGUAACGUUCGGGAGAAUUGAGUGUGUUACAAAAAUAUCGAAUACAUGCGAGCCAGAGUUUUGCGGAGAUAUGAGGAUGGAAGUUGUGAAAGUGGAAAGACGAGUUUCAGUAUUCUCAACAGAGAGUUUAUUGAUUUUAGUUUACGGCAUGUUGUGCUCUGUCGUUUUCUGGUGUUUAAAUUUUACCAUUAGCUGCGAGGUCUUAUGAUUUAUGGGGUCGCUUUGUGUUGUAUUGUUCAUUUAUAUCGUUCUUUUCCUGUUCGAUUUUGUGAAUGUUGUAUCGUUAGUUCUUUUGCCUACGCUUUAUAUACAUUUAGUCUAUUGUUAAUUACAAAAUUUAACAAAAAAUAAU
Messenger RNA from Bombus huntii, 6534 nucleotides. RefSeq lists its product as uncharacterized. The record is from RefSeq and is a predicted model, not a curated record. NCBI's taxonomy places the organism in Eukaryota, Metazoa, Arthropoda, Insecta, Hymenoptera, Apidae. The transcript is spliced from 7 exons. The coding region runs from base 1 to 6390 and encodes 2129 amino acids.